Molecule: messenger RNA, 489 nt
Organism: Cooperia oncophora
Lineage: Eukaryota; Metazoa; Nematoda; Chromadorea; Rhabditida; Trichostrongylidae
Source: the annotation of a GenBank genome assembly
AUGAUUGAUGGCUCGUCCAAUUACGAGCUUCCAAAAACUAUUCAAACCAUUCUCAAGCGGAUUCUACUUAAUACGUGCAACACUAUCAAUGGUGUCACACCAAACUGUCGUCAGUUGGGCUUCUACAGUCUCCAUCCUGUUAUUACUCCAAGACCAAUCAAUAAAUCAAUACCAAUCACCCGCGAUAUGGACUAUGUGAUUAUAGCGAGCUGGGCGGUUUGGGAAUGUCUGAGUAGUGGUCAAAUCGCGGCCAUACUUACGAGUUCUAUCAAUCCGCAAGUGGCCGCUAAGACGAUUCAGGACUCACUACAAGCUUGCGAUUAUACUGGUAACUCGUGCAUAGUAGUUAUACGACUACUGAAACCAGAGCUGGCAUUUCGAAAUGCCCCACCAUCACCAGCAGUAUUCACUCCAGUGGCGAUUCCCCCAAUGAGGGUCGAAAAGGCCAACGAGCAGGAGUCGACCCUACAGAAGAUUGAGCAGAGGUAA